CAAGCCCAGCUGCUAGCAGCUAUAGGCUAUUCCAAGAAGGCCAGUUGUACAGUCUUUCGGAAAUUUGCUGUGUCGAUUAUGUGUAGUUUGUACCCAGGGCAAGAUGAUCGCCAACGGCUCGCUGACUUCAUGAAGCAUUCUGUCAGGGUACAGAAGGAAGUGUACGAAGUCAGCGACCAAACCAAUAACGCGGCAAAAGUCCAUGACCUCAUGGCCAAUGUUUUGAACAAUAGUAUCCAAGAGGAACCGGGAGAAGGCAUUGAAAUACAAGAGAUGCCGGAGGAUGAACCCGAAGGGUUGAUCCUGGAAGAUGAUGUUGACCAGCCUCCAACCAGCAUCCAUGAUGAUGAUGAAGAAAGUGAAGAGGAUUCCCUCUUCAUUCCUCCUGCCCCAGAUUCACCAAACCAUGACAGCCCACAACCAAGGAAGCGGCAGCCAGAAAGGUUAUCUGUGUUCACCCCUCCUGCCCCUAGUCCUCCCAACCCUGACAGCUCAUCAAGGCAACGGAAGCCCAAAUCGUUCAGUGAUGUUAUUCAUCAAAAUCAGCUGGACAAUUUGGACUUCAUUGCCAAAUUAAAGUUGCCAAAUCCACCAACACAUGAGCCAAGGAGUUUGAGAAAAAGAAAGAAAAAGAUUCCCAAAUAUGAGGAAGACUCUGAAUGGGAAAAGAGUGAAGAGGAAGAAGUAGAAGAAGAAGAAGAAGAAAGAGAACAGGAAAACUUCCCAAACAAGAAGAGAAAAUCAGCUAAGGCCUUUAGGUGUGAUGAAUGCCACAAGACCUGGGAAUCAGCUUGGCUGCUGAAGAGGCAUAAAGCUGUACACCAGGAUAAUGCCCUCUUCACAUGCCAAAGAUGUAUGGCACAGUACAAGCAUCUUGAUAGCUUGAAAAGACACAAGAAAACUGCCAAGCAUUAA
Messenger RNA from Owenia fusiformis, 915 nucleotides. The record is from the annotation of a GenBank genome assembly. Lineage: Eukaryota; Metazoa; Annelida; Polychaeta; Sabellida; Oweniidae.